Molecule: messenger RNA, 3679 nt
Organism: Synchiropus splendidus (mandarinfish)
Lineage: Eukaryota; Metazoa; Chordata; Actinopteri; Syngnathiformes; Callionymidae
Gene: npr2
Product: natriuretic peptide receptor 2
Exons: 22
Coding region: 228-3389 (1053 amino acids)
Biological process (GO): intracellular signal transduction; cGMP biosynthetic process; protein phosphorylation
Cellular component (GO): membrane
Molecular function (GO): natriuretic peptide receptor activity; ATP binding; protein kinase activity
Source: RefSeq, a predicted model, not a curated record
CUGACGGAGGGAGGCCACGCUGCUCCACUAGACUCCUCCUGGAAGUACAACAAGUUCGCUUCUGGUGGGAUCGCGCGGCGUGGACGCAUGGCUCAGUCACGGCGGAGAACCAGGACGAUGCUUCUUCUGACUUUGUUUGACUUUUAAAAAGAGAGUGGGAGACAUCGAGAGGAACUUGAGGGAGACUUGUGGUGAGUGGCCCCGGAACUGUUGGACUCUCCCGUGCCAUGGGACGCGUGUGGGGCUGCUGUCUGCUCUCGGUUCUCUCGCGGUUCCUCCUCCUCCGCGGGUGUGACGGGAACAUCACGGUGGCGGUGAUGCUGCCGGACAAUCACCACAAGUAUCCGUGGGCUCUUCCGCGCGUCUUCCCCGCCAUCGCCAUGGCGCACGAAGAUCUCCACGCCAAGCACAGACUUCUGAUCGGCCGCUCCAUCAAUAUCCUCAACUUCAGCACCGAGGACCCGCUGGCUGGCUCCUGCGCGGUGAGCCGAGCGCAGGUGGUGGCCGUGGACGCGAAGCUCUACAUCCGCCCGGACGCCUUCUUCGGCCCCGGCUGCGUGUACCCGCUCGCCUCCGUGGGUCGGUUCGCGUCCCACUGGAAACUCCCUCUGAUCACGGCCGGAGGACCAGCGUACGGGUUCGAUAAACGCGACGAGUAUCGGACCAUCGUGCGCAGCGGACCGUCCACCACCAAACUAGGAGACUUCGCCAACGUCCUGCACACGCACUUCAACUGGACCUCCCGGGCCGUGGUCAUCUUCCACGACUUGCGCCAGGACGACCGGCCGCACUACUUCCUGUCGGAGGGGAUCUACCUGAAGCUGAAGGAGGAGAUGAACAUCACCGUGGAGGCGCAGCCCUAUGAAGACGACUUCAAAUACUACAAAGAGCUCAUCACCUUUAUGAAGGAGCGAGGGAGAAUUGUGUACAUCUGUGGCCCGCUGGACACCUUCCUGAACAUCAUGAAACUCUUCCAAAGUGAUAUCCAAGACCCCGAGAACUAUGCCAUUUUUUAUCUGGACGUCUUCGCCGAGAGCCUGACGGAGUCCAAGCCGUGGCAGAACACUGCUUCAGACUGGGACGACCUCAUUAAGGUUUUCAAGUCUGUCUUCAUCAUAACGUAUCGGCCUCCUGACAAUCCAGAAUACAAAGACUUCCAGAGGAGACUCCAUGCUAGAGCUCAGAGGGAUUUCGGUGUGCACUUGGAACCUUCAUUGAUGGAUUACAUCGCUGGCAGUUUCUAUGACGGCUUUGUGUUAUACGCAAGAGCCUUGGAGGAGACACUGGCGGAGGGCGGCGCUCAGAACGAUGGCAUCAACAUCACCAUGAGGACGCAGAACCGUCAGUUUUGGGGGGUGACUGGUCUUGUUAAAACUGAUCACAAAAAUGCAAGAGAUAUAGACAUCAACUUGUGGGCCAUGACCAAUCAGACCACCGGAGAGUAUGGGCUGGUGGCACACUACAAUGGAACCACCAAAGAGAUCAUCUGGUCCCAGACUGAGCGAAUUCACUGGCCCACUGGUGGUCCACCCCUUGAUAACCCGCCGUGUGUGUUCUCCACAGACGACCCCUCCUGCAACGAUGGUCAUCUGACCGUUCUGGGUAUUGUGGCGGUGGGUUCUGGCUUGGCGCUCAUCAUUUUUGGAAUCUCCAGCUUCCUCAUUUACAGGAAACUGAAGCUGGAGAAGGAGCUGGCUGGAAUGUUAUGGAGGAUUCGUUGGGAGGACCUACAAUUUGAGAGCCCCAAUAAAUAUAACAAGCUAGUGGGAAGUCGCCUCACCCUCUCACAGCGAGGCUCCAGCUACGGCUCCUUGAUAACAGCCCAUGGAAAAUAUCAGUUAUUUGCAAAAACGGGCUAUUUUAAGGGGAACUUGGUUGCAAUUAAACAUGUCAACAAGAAAAGGAUUGAGCUCACCAGACAGAUGCUCCUCGAACUCAAACACAUGCGGGACAUCCAGUUCAACCAUUUGACCCGGUUCAUCGGGGCUUGCAUCGACGCGCCGAACAUCUGCAUCAUCACAGAGUACUGCCCGAGAGGCAGUCUGCAGGAUAUUUUAGAGAACGAGAGCAUCAAUCUGGACUGGAUGUUCCGCUACUCCCUCAUCAACGACAUUGUGAAGGGAAUGAACUAUCUGCACAACAGCUACUUCAGCUGCCAUGGAAAUCUGAAGUCAUCUAACUGUGUGGUGGACAGUCGAUUUGUUUUGAAAAUCACAGAUUAUGGCUUGACCAGCUUUCGCUCGUCCUGCGAGAACGACGAGUCGCACGCUCUUUAUGCAACUUGUCGUCACCUAGAGAAGCUCUGGACCCCUCCUGAGCUGCUGAUAUACGAUCGGCAUCCGCCUCAGGGGACACAGAAGGGGGACGUGUACAGCUUUGGCAUCAUUCUGCAGGAAAUAGCGCUGAGGAAUGGGCCCUUUUAUGUGGAGGGCAUGGAUCUGAGCCCAAAAGAGAUUGUUCAGAAGGUGAGAAACGGUCAGAAGCCAUACUUUCGCCCAACAACGGACAACCGGUGUCACUCUGAAGAACUGACCAUUCUGAUGGAGGGCUGCUGGGCAGAAGACCCGGCAGAGCGCCCAGACUUCGGCCACAUCAAAAUCUAUAUGGCAAAGCUUAACAAGGAGGGCAGCACCAGCAUUCUGAACAACCUGCUGUCCAGAAUGGAGCAGUACGCCAACAACCUGGAGAACCUGGUGGAGGAGCGCACACAAGCGUACCUGGAAGAGAAAAGAAAGGCCGAGAAUCUCCUCUAUCAAAUCCUGCCGCACUCAGUAGCAGAGCAGCUCAAGCGAGAGGAGACCGUUCAGGCUGAAGCCUUUGACAGCGUCACCAUUUACUUCAGUGACAUUGUGGGCUUCACCUCCAUGUCUGCAGAGAGCACGCCGCUCCAGGUCGUCACCUUGCUCAACGACCUGUACACAUGCUUUGAUGCCAUCAUCGACAACUUUGACGUCUACAAGGUGGAGACCAUCGGCGAUGCCUACAUGGUGGUGUCUGGUUUGCCCGUGCGGAAUGGCAAGCUUCAUGCCAGGGAGAUCGCCGGGAUGUCGCUGGCUUUGUUAGAACAGGUUAAAACUUUCAAGAUUCGGCACAGACCCAACGACCAGCUGAGACUCAGGAUAGGAAUACACACUGGACCAGUGUGUGCUGGUGUGGUCGGUCUCAAGAUGCCCAGGUAUUGUCUGUUCGGCGACACAGUCAAUACAGCGUCUCGCAUGGAGUCAAACGGAGAAGCCCUGAAGAUCCAUGUUUCCUCUGCCACCAAAGAAGUUCUGGAUGAGUUCGGAUACUUUGAUCUGCAGUUACGAGGCGAUAUAGAAAUGAAGGGCAAAGGCAAAAUGACAACGUACUGGCUUCUGGGAGAGAAGACUGAUGUGUACGUCAUCUGAGCUGAUGACAGCAGCAGACGCUCCCACAUCUUUAUUUGUUCUAGAAUAAAUCCUUCUGUGUCGACCAAACGCAAAAACAAUCCCGGGUAUAUUUGCUACCUGAAUACUGUAAUGAGUUGUUUUUUAUUGUAUGUUUUAAGAGUGAUUUUUUUUUUCUUUUGGUCCUUUCUAUAUUCAGAUUUGGAUGUGUUCAAUGAUGUCUUGAUAUAUUCUAGGAACUUCCAGUGAAGGCAAAUGAUGUCACUGUAGACGUGUCAAAUGUAUAUAUGUAUAUCCAGGAUACUGUAAGA